CGAAACAUCCGGCGACGCCGGAAUUCUUCGAAAUCUCAGUUUUAACGGUCAACGCAUGCUACAAACUAUGACAGAAGCAUCGUUUGAUUGAAUGGAAAACGCGACGCCAAACGUCAACUCACUGUUUGGAAGCUGAUGUGAGGGUUUGUCUUUUGGUUUGCGCUUUUCCAACAAAGUGUUUUUUUCUUGAAAAAUAAAAUGGUUUUCAAUAGAUCAAGUGGAAGCGUUGCGAGGAUUCCGAAAACACCUGAGAACCGGAGAAAAAUCUCAACUGCCAGGAUCUUCUGGAGAAAUCUGCACGCGAGGAGGGCGAGAAGCGGGUCAGCCACGACAAGCGAACAUGGAUCGGGUCGUAGAAGAUGGGGGGCCCUCCGGUGAUUCAGGCCAAACGAACGAAGGCCAAAAACGGAUUCAAAAAGGUUACGUGGCGGAGAAGUUGGAAGUAGUGACCGAAGAGGAAGGCGAACGGACGUUCCUGGUUCGUUGGAAGGGAGUCGACGAGGUGGAACUGGUCCAGUCCAGGAUGGUCCGCCUGCACGUUACGGCGCUGGUGAUUUAUUUCUAUGAGAGCCGUAUCAUCAACGCGGCCAAGAUAAGCGUGCAGUAGAAGUUUAAGUGAUACAAUGUUGAUGAUAUUCAUGAAACUAGCAAAAUAACUUUUAUUGGUCUUAAAAAUUAAAAAAUAUAAAAAAAACUAUACUUUCUUAGUAUGUUUCUUACAAGUAGAAAUAUUAUCAACGUAAACCAAUGCUAACCGCUUCAUAAGGACAAUAAUUUCAUGUCCUGUCCAUCCCGAUGGCUCUUCCGGUGAACAUCUCGCCGACGAUGCCGCUGGACCUGCCAGACGAACCCCAAGCCGGCUAUUCCGCUGGCACUGUGCAUCGAGCAACCGCUUCCCUCCACGAAGUCCAACCGUAACUACCUAUGUCCUGCCAUCCCGAUGACUACUCCGGUGAACCCCUCGCCGUCGAUUCCGCUGGCCAUGUGGGACGAUUAACUGUUUCCGUGCACGAUGUCCUACCACAUAAAAGGGUUUUUUUUAUUCAGUUAUGUUUCUUGCAUACUUUAAUUCGAAAAAUUCUCUAUAGAAAUAAGCAUGAAAACAAUUAUGAAUAAAUUGUUAUUUAAUACAAAAAGUAAACACCACAAUG
This is a messenger RNA of Culex pipiens pallens (northern house mosquito), 1151 nucleotides long. Its product is annotated as heterochromatin protein 1-like. Gene Ontology annotation, cellular component: nucleus. The coding region runs from base 341 to 607 and encodes 88 amino acids. NCBI's taxonomy places the organism in Eukaryota, Metazoa, Arthropoda, Insecta, Diptera, Culicidae. The transcript is spliced from 2 exons. The record is from RefSeq and is a predicted model, not a curated record.